Solanum verrucosum is the source of this 1928-nucleotide messenger RNA. Its product is annotated as pentatricopeptide repeat-containing protein At5g66520-like. Gene Ontology annotation, biological process: RNA modification. Bases 42 to 1928 code for a protein of 628 amino acids. Lineage: Eukaryota; Viridiplantae; Streptophyta; Magnoliopsida; Solanales; Solanaceae. The record is from RefSeq and is a predicted model, not a curated record. The transcript has a single exon. Gene Ontology annotation, molecular function: protein binding; RNA binding; zinc ion binding.
UUUUUCUUGCAAGUAGCUUUGCGAGCAGCUUACAAAUAGCUAUGCAAGCAACUAUUACCUCUGUUCUUCAAGUUAUUCCUACUCCACAAUCUCCAUUGUCACACCAAACUAGCAACAAUACCUUAAGGGGCUUAGAAUCAUGUUCAUCAAUGUCGCAACUCAAACAAUUCCAUGCCCAAAUUGUCAAGCAUGGCCUCUCCUAUGACAAUGACGCAAUGGGUCGAGUUAUUAAGUUCUGUGCAAUAUCCGAAUUGGGCGAUUUGAAUUAUGCAGUCCAAGUGUUUGAUAAAUUGCCUGAACCAGACCCUUUUAUAUAUAAUGCUGUUAUUAGGGGUUUAUUGAAAUCUCAAAUGCUGAGAGAUUCUUUGUUUUUUUACUUGUGUAUGUUGGAACGUUCCGUUUGGCCUAAUAGUUUCACUUUUCCUCCUCUUAUUAGAGUUUGUUGUAUAGACAAUGCUGUGGAAGAAGGUAAACAGAUUCAUGGUCAUGUGGUGAAGUUUGGGUUCGGGUUUGAUCGGUUUUCGCAGAAUAAUUUGAUUCAUAUGUAUGUGAAUUUUCGUUGUUUGGAGGAAGCGAAGAGGGUGUUUGAUAAUAUGUGUGAGAGAGAUGAUGUUUCUUUGACUACAUUGAUUAGUGGUUAUGCUCAAUUGGGGUAUCUUGAUGAAGCUUUUCAAGUGUUUGAUUCGAUUACGGAGAAAAGUUCUGUUAUUUGGAAUGCUAUGAUAUCAGCUUAUGUGCAGAGUAACCGGUUUCAUGAGGCGUUUGCUUUGUUCGAAAGGAUGGGGUCUGAGGGUGUUGUGGUUGAUAAGUUUCUUGCUGCUAGUAUGUUGUCAGCUUGUACGCGACUUGGAGCGUUGAAGCAAGGUGAGUGGAUAGUUGAACAUGUCAAGAAGAGUGGGAUUGAUCUGGACUCGAAAUUGGGUGCUACGAUUAUUGAUAUGUAUUGCAAAUGUGGCUGCUUAGAUAAGGCUGUUGAGUUCUUUAAAGGGUUGCCAAGAAAAGGAAUAUCGUCAUGGAAUUGUAUGAUUGGAGGGUUGGCGAUGCACGGAAAAGGUGAGGCUGCCAUUGAGGUUUUGAAGGAAAUGGAGAGUGAGAGGGUAGCUCCAGACUACAUUACGUUUGUGAAUCUACUUAGUGCUUGUGCUCAUUCAGGGUUGGUUGAAGAAGGAAAACACUAUUUUCGUUACAUGAAAGAAGCGUAUGGCAUUGAACCUGGCAUGGAGCAUUAUGGAUGUUUAGUUGAUUUGCUCGGAAGAGCUGGAUUACUGGUAGAAGCAAGAAGGGUCAUAAACGAGAUGCCUAUGAGUCCCGAUGUAGGUGUAUUGGGUGCUCUUCUUGGCGCAUGUAGGAUUCACAAGAACAUAGAGCUCGGAGAAAAGAUAGGGAAGCAAGUGAUCGAAUUAGAACCUCAGAACAGUGGUCGAUACGUGUUGUUAGCUAACUUAUAUGCCUAUGCAGGUAGAUGGGAAGAUGUUGCCAGUAUAAGAAAGUUGAUGAAUGACAGGGGAGUGAAAAAGGUCCCUGGCUUCUCCAUCGUUGAAUUAGAAGGCGUUGUUAACGAGUUCAUUGCAGGAGGAAGAACUCAUCCUCAAGCCAAAGAGAUAUAUGCAAAAGUAAACGAAAUGCUGGACCGUAUAAAAUCUGCAGGCUAUUUUCCAGAUUCUGAUGGAAUGCAACAUGAUAUUGAUGAGGAAGAAACAGAGAAUCCUUUGAACUAUCAUAGUGAGAAACUAGCUAUUGCUUUCGGGUUAUUGAAGAGUAAACCUGGGGAAAUUCUUCGAAUCACAAAGAAUUUACGCGUUUGCAAGGACUGUCAUCAAGCAAGUAAGUUCAUCUCAAAGGUUUAUGAUCGCGAAAUCAUCGUUAGAGAUAGGAACAGGUUUCAUCACUUUAAAGGUGGAGAAUGUUCUUGUAAAGACUACUGGUAA